AUGUACGAAGUAAUAACUAAGAAACACCCCACUAGAAAAUCCAAAAUUGUAUCUGAAAGUAACAUACAUUUAAGACCAGAAGAUGUAAGUAGGAUCAAAGCUUUCCUGCAAAGUAUAGACCGUUACGAUGACGAUUCCACACGGAUGAAAGACCCAAGUCGGUAUUGUCGGUCAUUUCACAACUGCCAUGAAUGUGUCAAAAGUAUGUGGUUUCCCUGUGGUUGGUGCCAUGAGACUGGAUGUACAGAGAAUACUGAGAAAAAAUGUCCUUCAAAUAUAAAAGACAUCAAAAGAUCUAAUACAACUGAAGAAAAAAAUACUUGUCCGCAAUUAGUACAUAAUGGACCUCUUUUAGUCCCUGCUGGCGUUCGUAAGAAUGUUGAGGUAAAAAUUUAUGUCCCAGAUCCUAUACUUUAUGAAAAAGAAAUUGUGUGUCUUAUCAAAUUGAAGCAAAAAAUAACUCACCUUAAAGGAUUAAUCGUGGGUGAUCAAGUAUAUUGCUUUGAUAUAAUGUUACGAGUUGACCAUUUAGAAUUUGGUGAUACUGAAACUGGCACUCUCAAAGUUAUUUGGGGUGGUGCACAGCCGUAUUCAAAUGAAAUCCCACUAAUUGUGUAUACAUGCGAAACAUUAGCUGUAGACUGUGACUCUUGUCGAGGAAUUCCAGCCACAUAUGGAUGUGGCUGGUGUGACGCUACUAAAACUUGUACCAUAGCCGACAAAUGUGGGUCCGAAUUAAUGAAAUGGACUCUAAAUAGACUGACUUGUGAACCUUACGGACUCCCAGUACCUGCUCCUGUCAGAAAAGCCGAAGAUCAGUUACCAGAUCAGAAGACAGUUUGGAAACAGCUGGAAGCUAAGCUCACCAACGCAGUUCAAAAAGGAAAGGACGUUCAAUAA
Messenger RNA from Arctia plantaginis, 900 nucleotides. NCBI's taxonomy places the organism in Eukaryota, Metazoa, Arthropoda, Insecta, Lepidoptera, Erebidae. The record is from the annotation of a GenBank genome assembly.